Molecule: messenger RNA, 1087 nt
Organism: Nematostella vectensis (starlet sea anemone)
Lineage: Eukaryota; Metazoa; Cnidaria; Anthozoa; Actiniaria; Edwardsiidae
Product: rRNA 2'-O-methyltransferase fibrillarin
Exons: 10
Coding region: 16-1005 (329 amino acids)
Biological process (GO): box C/D sno(s)RNA 3'-end processing; rRNA methylation
Cellular component (GO): Cajal body; small-subunit processome; nucleolus
Molecular function (GO): histone H2AQ104 methyltransferase activity; RNA binding; rRNA methyltransferase activity
Source: RefSeq, a predicted model, not a curated record
UCUUGGAUUUCUCUCAUGGACGGAGGCCGGUACCCAGCAUGCGUCGCGGCCGUAUACGCAUGCGCAUAUCAUUGUUUUGAAGCACGUGCAGAAAAAGAAGCAGCCUACAUGGGUAGACCAGGUUUUUCACCAAGAGGUGCAGGACGAGGUGGAGGCCGUGGAGGCCCAAGAGGUGGUGGCCGAGGAGGAGGUAGAGGUGGCGGCGGGGGAUUCAAGAGCCCUAGAGGCGGUGGAAGGGGUGGCGGCAGAGGAGGUGGACGUGGAAGAGGUGGUUUCAGAGGAGGGGCUCGCGUUUCCAUUGAGCCACACAGACAUGAAGGAGUUUUCAUUGCAAGAGGAAAAGAGGAUGCACUGGUCACAAAAAAUCUUGUCCCAGGGGAAACAGUUUAUGGAGAGAAGAAAAUCAGUGUUGAUGGUGUUGCUGAAGGGGAAAAGAUAGAAUACAGAGUGUGGAAUCCCUUUAGGUCAAAGCUGGCUGCUGCUAUUCUUGGUGGGGUGGAUAAAAUACACAUGCCUCCAGGCAGCAAGGUGCUAUAUCUUGGAGCUGCAUCGGGAACAACUGUAUCACAUGUCUCUGACAUUGUUGGCCCAGAGGGUCUUGUAUAUGCUGUAGAAUUCUCUCACAGAUCUGGCAGAGAUCUUAUAAAUGUUGCCAAAAAAAGAACAAAUAUUGUACCUAUCAUCGAAGACGCCAGGCACCCUCACAAAUACAGAAUGCUCGUUGGAAUGGUUGACUGUAUAUUCGCUGAUGUGGCUCAACCUGACCAGACAAGAAUAGUCGCCAUCAACGCACACAAUUUCCUGAAAAAUGGAGGACAUUUUGUUAUUUCUAUCAAGGCCAAUUGCAUUGAUUCGACGGCUCAACCAGCUGCAGUAUUUGCUGGUGAAGUCAAGAAAAUGGUUGGAGAAAAGAUGAAGCCUCAGGAACAGUUAACACUUGAACCAUAUGAGCGAGACCAUGCUGUAGUUGUGGGCACCUACAGGGCUCCCCCAAAGAAGACGUAGUACAAGCAAUCUUUCUCUCAUCAUUUUAUCAUUGUAUUUUAUUAUCAUCUCUCCUAGAAUAAACUUGCCAUGUUUUACAUAA